This is a messenger RNA of Verruconis gallopava, 1116 nucleotides long. RefSeq lists its product as uncharacterized. NCBI's taxonomy places the organism in Eukaryota, Fungi, Ascomycota, Dothideomycetes, Venturiales, Sympoventuriaceae. The record is from RefSeq and is a predicted model, not a curated record. The transcript is spliced from 3 exons. The coding region runs from base 1 to 1116 and encodes 371 amino acids.
AUGCAGUUUAACCAACUGUGGUCGCUCGUUGGCGCCGCCUCGUGGCUCUUCUCUGACAUUGUUUGCGCGAAAACAUAUACCAUCCCCAACUCGGCAAACCCGGGUUCACAGAACAUCGAGUACAUUGCCAAAGCCACCGAAUUCGAUGGACAGAAAAUAACCCCUUACCCCAACUCGAAUUCGUACGAAUGGUGGUACUUCGACGCCGUGUCGUCGACCACGCAGGAAUCGGUCACCAUCGUCUUUUUCGAGACGUUGGGCACGACGUUUCCGACCAGUAGCGACUCGUACCUGUCGAUCCAGUUCGCGGGGACCUUGGAAGACGGGAGCUACUUCAUCUAUGCCGUGCCGGCAAAGAACACGUCCGUCGCCACGGUGACCACGAGCGGCAACGGUGCGUCUGGCGUGUGGCAGGACACCGGUUUCAGCUUCGAGGGGUCCUCUACCAUGACCAAAUACACGGUCGAGGUUGACAACGACGAAUUCGGUAUUUACGGAACCUUUGUCCUCAACUCGGUGUCUCCAGCUCACGGUCCAUGCGGACCUGCAUGCGCCGGUGCAAACGAGAAGCUGUUCAACCACGUGGGCUGGGCCAACGCAGUUCCUGACGCAAACACCGUCGUCAACAUGACCGUCAAUGGCUCCGCCCUCCAGUUCAACGGCUAUGGCUACCACGACAAGAACUGGGGCGACACUGUGUUCACCGAUGUCGUACAGUCGUGGUACUGGGGCCACGGCCGCCUGGGUCCGUACUCCAUUGUCUGGUUCGACGCCCUCGACACCAGCGGCGUCGAGCACACCUCUGGCUACAUCACCAAGGGUUCUACAGUUAUUGAGUCGAGCUGCGCAAGCGGUUCGGUCGUCGCGCGGCCCUAUGGUGCCAAUGCCGACUACCCGCCUCAGCCGAGCUCUGGGGUGCCGACUGGAUUCGACAUCACCUUCAACACCGGAACGAUUGGCACCGUUCAGGUGCAGGCUACCGUCGAGACUAUCCAGAUCCCAGGCGUUGCGGGCACCACGUACGGCAGGUACAUCGGCCCGUUGUCUGGCACGGUGGCUGGCAAGAACUACACGGGCACCGCCUUGUUUGAGCAGUUCAAGUUCGCGUCGUCCUAA